Lactuca sativa (garden lettuce) is the source of this 3588-nucleotide messenger RNA. RefSeq names its product TMV resistance protein N. Gene Ontology annotation, biological process: signal transduction; defense response. The record is from RefSeq and is a predicted model, not a curated record. Lineage: Eukaryota; Viridiplantae; Streptophyta; Magnoliopsida; Asterales; Asteraceae. Gene Ontology annotation, molecular function: ADP binding.
CCGAUCUACAGAAUAUAGAGAGAAGUGUCAAACGGUGGAGAAACGUAUCAACCUACUCAAACUCAAAUCGAUCCAGUUGAAAGCAUAAAUUAGAAUUCGAAAAUUGAAUAUAAGCUUGCAAAGUUAAAUUGAUUGGAAAGAAAAAGCUUAGAAAGGGAGUCUGCUAGAGUUUGGAGUUGCCUCGAAUUUGAGGUUGUACUUACUGGAGACUUGCAUCUCACUAUAUAUUUCAGUUCGUUAAGCUGCUCAAAAAUCACAUACAUUCUAUCUCAACAAAUCAACAAGUCGAUGGAAUCUUCAUUAUCUUCCCGUUCCGCUGUGGACUUUUCUUCUCACGUGUGGAAGUACCAUGUUUUUCUUAGUUUUAGAGGAGAAGAUACUCGUAAGACUUUUGUGGAUCAUUUGUACACAGCUCUUGUACAACACGGGAUCUACACUUACAAGGACGAUGAUACACUUCCUCAGGGAGAAUCAAUUGGCCCAUCUCUAAAGACGGCUAUUGAAGAAUCACAGAUCUCUGUCAUCGUAUUUUCUAAAAACUAUGCAGAUUCUUCAUGGUGCUUAGAUGAACUUUCACAUAUCAUGAAAUGCAAGGAUACAAGAGGACAAAUUGUGAUGCCCAUAUUUUAUGACGUUGAUCCUUCCGAAGUUCGAAAACAAAAACACAAAUACGGAGAAGCAUUUGUGAAACAUGAGUUGGAGAACAACACGAAGGUUGAAUCUUGGAGAAAAGCACUUGUGGAUGCAAGUAACAUUUCUGGAUGGGAAACCGAGCACAUUGCCAAUGGGCACGAGUCAAAAUGCAUCAAAACAAUUGUUGACACAAUUUCACAUAGGUUGCAUCCAAUAACUUCAAGUGUGGAUAACAACUUGAUUGGAGUAGAGGCUCGCAUGCAACAUUUGAUAUCAAAGUUACAAAUCGGGUUUGGUGGUAAGAGCAUGAUUGGAAUAUGGGGGGUCGGGGGCGGUGGCAAGACUACUCUCGCCUCUUCUGUUUAUGAUGAGAUAUCUAGCAAGUUUGAUGGUUGUUGCUUUAUAAAAAAUGUUCGGGAGGAAUCAUUUAAUAAAGAAGGUCUGGAACGAUUGCAAGAAAAAAUUCUUUGUGGUGUUUUGAAACAAAAGCAAAUGGAGGUAGGGAGACUUGAAGAAGGAAGGCGCAUGAUAAAGGAUAGGUUACACCAUAGAAAGGUGUUGAUUGUUCUUGAUGAUGUCGACAACCUUGAGCACCUAGAACAGUUAGUUGGAUCACAUGAUUGGUUCGGUGAAGGAAGCCGUAUAAUAAUCACAACUAGAGAUGAGCAUGUAUUAACUGCACACAAAGUAGAUGUGAUAUACAAUAUAAGCUUGUUAAACAAUGAUGAAGCUAUGAAGCUCUUUUGCAAGCAUGCAUCCCGGGGUUACAAACGUAUUGAAGAUUAUGAACAGCUUUCAAAAGAUGUGGUUUCGUAUGCUGGUGGGCUCCCAUUAGCACUUAGAGUUCUCGGUCGUUUUCUAUGUGACAAAGAGAUGAAUGAGUGGAGGAGUGCCUUGGCUAGAUUGAAAGAAAUUCCUGAUGCUAAUAUUUUGGAAGUUCUAAAAAUCAGCUUUGAUAGACUUACACCCCUGGAGAAAGAGUUGUUCCUAGACAUUGCAUGUUUCUUGAGGGGAUCCUGCCGGUAUACAUAUGAAGAGAGAAUGAUGAUACUUGAUGCUUGUGGUUAUUACCCUGUUAUUGGCAUAAAGGUGUUGGUACAAAAGUCUCUCAUAACUAUUUCUGAAGUUGGUGAGUUUGAUAUGCAUGAUUUGGUACAAGAAAUGGCACACUACAUUGUUAGACGGGAACACCCCAAGAAUCCUGAAAAACAUAGUAGAGUUUGGAAAGUGGAAGAUGUUUUAAAAAUAUGUUCUAUGGAUGCAAUGAUGAACCUUGACAAGAUUGAAGCUAUAGGUGUUUCGUGUUUUUGGAGUGUUGAAUCACAACGUGUUCUUCAAAUCGCUGCAAACAUGAAGAAACUUCGUUGGAUUGAUUUGAAUCAGAAAUAUGUUUCGAAGAAACUAUUGGUUGUGACUCCACUAUCAUUAGUUAUAAUGCCAGAAAGUUUUCCACCAAGGGACCUUUGCUGUCUAACAUUGAAAAACAUCAAUGCAAAUCAACUUUGGGAUGGUUACAAGUUUCUACCACACUUGAGAAUGAUCAAACUUGAUAGCCUGGAUAAACUAAUGGAGACACCAGAUUUUGAGGGGCUUCCAAACCUUGAAACAUUCAUGGUUUAUGGAUCUUCACUUUUAAAACAAAUCCAUCCAUCAUUUGGACAUUUGCAAAAGCUUGUUUGUGUGGACAUAAGGAAUUGUGGCAAUCUUAAGAUGGUUCCACCCAUUACCCAGUCAACGAAACUCGAGACCAUUGUACUCUCAUGGUGCACAUUAAUUUUUAAUCUUUCAAACAUCCAACAAAUUAAUUUGGAGAAUAUUGUACCUCGCAACAUGAACCACAUAGGUCUAUGGUUUUUUAGUGGAUGCUUAAGAAAGCUGGUUCUCAGCAACUGCAGUCUGACAGAUGGAGACAUCAAUUCGGCUGCUGGUUGGGAAUUACCCAAUUUGCUAGAACUCGAUCUAGAAGGAAAUGGAUUUGUCCGGUUGGAUUUUAGUCUCUUGCUACUUCCUCAGCUCAAACGGCUGAACGUGUCAUGGUGCAAACAACUUGUAGAAUUGUCAGAGUUGCCAUCAAGUAUAGCUGUUGUUAUAGCGGGUUGGUGUUCGUCACUUAAAAGCUUUGGAAAUAUUUCAAACUGUAAAUGGUUGUGGCAAGUCUCAGUUUGGGGGUAUACCAAACUUGGUGCGCUUUGUGGUGACAUAUUACUAAACUCCAUGCUCCAGGGAAACGCCAGAGAUUACUUUAUCAGUAUCAACCUUUCGGGCGAUGACAUUUGGAGGAGGGCGUCUGUACUUUGGGUUGUUUGGAUGAAGACUUAUAAUAUGCUGCUUCCACAUGAUUGGUGCAAUCGCUUUUCUGGGAUUUUGAUGUUUGUCAAACCCGAGGUGACAUUUGAAGGGUUCCCUGACAUAACCAUCAAGAUGGGUGUACAAGACGUUUGUCAGUCUGAGCUUGAUGAUCAGGAGUAUAAUGAAACACUCGAGACUCAUUAUGAUCAGAUAUUUGUAGGAUAUGUUUCCUUUAGUUCAUUGAGACACACUGGAUGCUUGAAUUCAACAUACAAUACCUUUUCAUUUUCCUUGGACAAUGAGUAUUUGUAUGGAGGUGAGCUUAGGUUUAGGGCUGUACUUGUUCCUAAAGAUGAUCCGAUGCAAACACCAAUAGUCCCAACAGAUUCCUCAGAAGUUUGGGAUGGGGAAUUUGAUUACAGAAAGACAUUUACCAUACAACAUGAUUCAAACUCCUCUGUCAAGAUUUUAUGGAAAUGUCGGCUUUGAGACAUAUUUCCAGAGGUCGUUUGACUGCCCCCCAGUUUUCCCCUCCACAUAAUCUUUUGUGUCACCAUCAAAUGAUCCGUGGUACCAAUUUUACUUUCAUGGCUGUUGUUUUUGUUAAAAAGGAUUACAUCUGAACUGAUUAGAUCGGAAGUUGUAUGGUAAAAUAUGUCUUUAUUA